This is a messenger RNA of Aspergillus versicolor CBS 583.65, 2286 nucleotides long. RefSeq lists its product as uncharacterized. The transcript has 2 exons. The record is from RefSeq and is a predicted model, not a curated record. Bases 1 to 2286 code for a protein of 761 amino acids. NCBI's taxonomy places the organism in Eukaryota, Fungi, Ascomycota, Eurotiomycetes, Eurotiales, Aspergillaceae.
AUGGGCUUGCUAGAGGAUUCAACGACCAAGACUGUGCAAAGGCAAUCGGGGGACAGUCCCCCAACAUACACCCAGACUAUAGUCCAGCCUACAGCUCCUCCCUUGAACCUAGCCCAGAAUGUUGGACCUGCAAACCAUACAACCGUCACCCACUACGAGUGCAUCGCGCAUCUCAAGUUCCUGGCAGCAUUGUCCGAUCUACGUGAUACGGUCACAAGCAGUCCGAAUAUCUUCGAUAUCCCCGAUCCGAAUCCACGAAAAUUCGGAGAGGAAAUCAACGAAGCAUGGGCGCUGACCAAAGAGAAACGCUGGGCCGUCUAUACGUCGAAGGCUGUCGAGCGCUAUACAACUUGGUGGAAGGAAUGUGUCCCAACGUCACGCUCACGGCCCACCACCGAGCUGAUGGCCUCCGAGGAAUAUGACAAGAUUACAGCCUGUGGCAGUUCUUUGUCCUGGACCCGGGAUGAGUUGCCUCCGUUAGAUGUUUUAAUGGUAUGGCAUGCACAUAUGCUUAACCCUAGGGCCUUCCUUGAAGACUGCAUUCGACAGGGAAAGAUGAGCUUUUGGGCUACGGGCUUCCCAUGGGAAGCCAUCAAUGCCUGUAUCGAUGACCAAGCACUCACGUACGACGCCGGAAAGACUGCGGCGAAUGUCUUCGCCUGGAAAACAAACCUCCAAUGGAAUAGCCUCGAAGACAUGCCAUACAAGUUGGUAGAUUGCCCCAAUUGCGGUCAUAAAAAUCCUGCGCCCUGGACCGAUGGAAGAUUGACCCUUCCACUCGACCAAGCGUUUGAUUACUGGACUGGCUUCGCAGACAAGAAUUUCAGGAUGUACUGUGCUAAAUGCGAGCUCCGAAUCACUCACGAUAGCCUUCGAUUCCAAAAGUUCAAGGUAGAUGCCGAAGACCUGCUGUAUGAGAAUAUCCCAAUGCCGGGCACGUAUCUGAAUGUAUUGGGUUACCCUGAACACCAGAGCUCAACACGCCGACGCCAGCAACAAGCAACCUUCCCCAAUCGACUUGUUCAAGCAGCCAAACGCGAUUUGGUCGACUUCUUCAGAUCGAGCAUGUGGACUUUCCCAAGCAUACCGAUGUUACGUGACCACUUGGAAGUUUUCCUGCAAGACAGGGAUAUCAUGCGUAAAGCAAACCCUAAUAGCAUCGGGGUCUCACUCCAGAAGGAGGAAAAAAUCGCUGUUCGCCGCAUGAUGUCUCGAUACUGGGACAACAGCUCUCUGUUCGCCCUCGACCUCGUCGGUGCAGUCGUCCGACAGGGCACCUUCGUCCAAAAAAUGGACAACAUUGACUGGCUACACUCCCCAGCCGUGCUAGAGACAACUCUCCGCCUAGUUCGCAAAUACGCAAUCUUCUUCAACAUCAUGUCCUCGAACCCCGGCCGCAUGGCCGUCCCAACCCUCGAUGUCGAUUUGGCCUGGCACACUCAUCAACUUACCCCAUCCCGUUACUUCGAAUACUCAAUGUACCGCACCUUGCAAGAUGGCCGGUACGCAACAUUCAUCGACCACGACGACAAGGUCGCUGAAGUCAAACUCUCCGACGGCUUCGAAUGGACCUCCAAAAUGUACCGCAAGCUCACAGACGGCGGCAUCUACUCCGAAUGCACCUGCUGGUACUGCGAAGCCACGCGCAGCUCAGACCUGCAACGCCGCAGCACCAUCAUCUUACCAUCCUCCUCCGGCGCAAGGGCCCGAUCCGCUGCAGCCAACCUGCACAAUAACCCCGAUAUCUCUUCAGACCCGGAAAAGAACCCACACAUCUCUGCGCACAGCGCCGUUAAAACGAAAUCCGACACCCCGGCCGCAAAGCUCGCAGGUGUCGACGCCAACGAGGUGAAAUUCCUCAAGCUCCGCUCCGACUAUGAACGGACUCGCCGGCGUGCUGACAAGCGGAGCUCGCGAGAUGGGAAACGCCGCUCCGACGAUGGUUCUGAUGCCAAUGCUUACGCUGCUUAUCCGCUUGUCUGGGGGGUUCCGGUAUAUGUACCCUUUUAUGCACCGUAUUCUGGUGACCCCGGGGUCCAUUCUGAUGCUUAUGCUGCGGAUCCGAGCUGCAUGAACCUUCACCAUGGACAUUCGGGCAAUUGUGCUUCUGGGACUUGUGGGGGUGCGGUUGCGGCUGGGUCGUGUGGUGGGAUGAGAGGGGGUUGCACUGGUGGUUGUGCAGGUGGUUGUGGUGGCUCGGGCGGGAGUAGUGGAGGAGGGGGAGGUUGUGGUGGUGGAGGAGGAGGAGGGGGUUGCGGUGGAGGUGGAGGUGGAGGUGGUUGUUGA